UGAAGAGCAGCUACUAGCUAGCGCUCAUCACGUCCACAGUGAAAAAACUUCGGAGGCAGGCGGCUGCUCACACGAGUGUUCAUGACGAAGCACCAGGCAGCUCUUUAUAUCACGCGUGGACAUUUUCUCGUCGAACUGACACAGUUUGAGCUCCGUUUUUUGGGGGGCCAUUAAUUAACUGCAAGCACCUGGAAGGACGGGCCUUAAACUAGAGGAGACCAAAACAAGCAACCGUCAGUACACCAAGCUUUCACUAGCUCUUCUUCGGCAUGAAUCGGCUCUUUCUGACUGGAUGAAAUGCCUUGACCUUGCCUCUGCCGCACCAUGGCAGGUUUAGUCUCUUUUGUGGGAUUGGUGCUGAUGGUCAAGGCUCCUAUGAACAUCCAAGGCCACCAUGCACUGCUCCUGGGGAUGACAGUGUUGGUAACACUGAUCGCAGCUGACUCACCUGUUGCAGAUAAGUUGCUUUUAGACUCAACACACCACCCCGUGGGAGAUGAUACGAGUUCAACAGGAUCAUUACCAUCUGGCUUACCAACUGCACAUUACACUGCCUUUGAGGACCUAGAUCCUGGUGCCCUGCCAUCUUUAAGUGAACCUGACUAUGAAGCUACAACUGCUGUCAUGGGCUCUAACCCAAAAUUCGAGGCACUGGCUAAUCUAUCAACAGACUGGAAGCUGGCCAGGACAAAUUCUGCCAAGCAGUCUUCCUCUACUUCACCAACUCUUACAAAAACCCAACUCCAGGCUCACUCGCACAUAUCCUUAACACGCUCAACCCUCUCCACUGUGAGGCCAGCAACGCCUCAGCUCCAUCUUAAUUCUGAACUGAAAGCUCCAAAAUCAACCCUAACAUCUUUCAGCAUGCAGCAGAAUGUUGGGUCAAAGCAAACACAGACAGUCAUUAACUCACAACCCAGUCAGCCUAUUGAACUCCCUAAUCUGGCUUUUACUGACUCACCAUCAGAUGAACCUUACAGUAAAGUAUUGGAUAUGAACCAUUUUAGCCCCAGCAGGGCCCCACUGCAGGAGAAUAAACUGACUCAUGACAUGAACAUCCCACACAGCUCAACAUUUCUGGCCCCUGGCUACAAUGUGCCCCACUUCUCCCCCCACUCGACAUCACAUUUAUCUGAACCCACUGAGGUCACUCCAGAAGACUUUUACCCCACCAAAACAAUGGAAGUGGACUGGGGUUCUGGGGACUACUUGGAGACAAUGUCAGUCUUGGAUUCAGAUGGAAACAGCUACCCUCUGGUCACAAAGGUGCCCUCUGAUUUUGAUGAUGGAGAGGACUAUACAGAAACCUAUGACACAUCUUUCCCUUCCAGAUUGGGCAUAUCUCCUUCCUCCUUGCAUCUUCAUCACAUCCAAUCGUCUCUCAGCCUCAUAACAGCUUACUCCUCCGUUGUGCCUCUAAAAUCCAUCCACCCUUCCUCUUUUUCCUCAACAAUUCACAACACACUGGAACCUACAGCCACAGCUCACAGUGAUGUACCUGAUGCAUCAGAUAUAGAUUGGCCUGAUACUGUGACAAUCCAACCAACAGACGUGCUUUUACCAGACAUGAACAGCUUGGAGUAUUAUACCAUUCAGUUGACCAAGGAGAACAAUAGUUCGGACACUGGUGCUGAACACAGAGGGAACAUUACUAUCGUGUCUAUUACAACUACAGACAUCACGCCCACCAGCAGCUCCACCGAUGAUGCCAAACUGACUGAGGGAGAGUCUUCCAGUGAUCUGUCAGGGUUUGAGCCUUAUGAUGAAUUCACCACAGUGGAGACUCCUCAACUGGCCAAUGUCUCUGAGCCUUUACUGGAUCCUUCAAUAGUCCCAAGUUACUUCUUUGAUCCCACUUCUUCCAUGUGGGGUGGUAAGGUAUCCACCACAGACUGGUCUGCAUCUGCUCUUUCUGUUGGCCUGGAUAGUCCUGCACUAACAGAAGCUUUACUACCACAUGUCACACCUUCUUUGCCAGACUAUGUAAUGUCAUCCUCUUUGACAGACGUCCACUGGUUUGUUACAGAGCCAUUUGAACAAAGUACCAUACACACCACUCCUGUCUUAACUGCAACCAUAGACUUCUCUCCUGUUUUCACUGAACCUUUUAUUAACACGACUGCUGAAACAACAGACUUCAAUCCCCAAGACUCUACUUUCACAACUGAACUAACUCAAAAUAUCACAUCUAAUGUCACCUUCGGACCCCCAGUCCUUUUGGGUGAUCAAGGGGUGACUGAAGAAGGAGUUGACAUCUCAGCCACAAUGACCUUGAUCCCAACCAGCAGCGAAGCUGAUACAGACUCUGCUCUUCCCUCAACUCCUGCCACCACGACUUCUCAUCAAGCUACAACUAUCACUGCCACCAAUGAAGCCUCAACUAACAUCAGUGUCAUCUCUACCACCGGUGAAAUGACCACCACAACAACAGCAGCACCACCGUCAAGACAGUUCCUCUGCAAUGUUGACAGUUCUGCUUAUUUGAUAAAAAUUGGUUUUCCCUCUGGGGCCACUGUUGGACAUGCUAAGUCUCAAAUCAGAGAUAUAUUGAAAAUGGAAUUCAACAAGUCAGUGGAGCUGCAGGUUGUGGACCCUCCACCAAAGUUUGUGUUUCGGGUGGUGUCUGGUCCAGUUGUGUACACAGCCAUAUCUGUCGUCAACACUCUGCGAAGGUCGAAGCGGCGCUUCCUGUAUGUGUCUCCCAACUGGACAACGCCUGAUAGAAAAUAUCACGUGCACACAGUGCUCCAGUUUGUUCCCAGUCACAUAGAUGUGAGGCACUGCAACUUCAGUGGAAGCAUUGAGAAGGGGUUGACCAUGGCCUUUGCCGAAGUGCGUCGUCGCUCAAAGGAGUCAACAAACUUCACAGUGCACAUUAUAAACAUCACAAUGGCGAUUCCAAAAUAUCAGGAACAACGAGUCCUGAGGCAACCUGUGGACAUCACCUUCACUGUCCGCGGGUCAAGAGGUUAUCUGAUAGGGUCAGAGGUCAGCAAUGCUCUGAUGAAGCUCACCAUGGUAGAGUUCAGCUAUUACAUGGGUUUUCCUGUACUGCAGAUUGCUGAACCUUUCCAUUACCCAGAGUUGAACACCAGCAAGUUGCUUCGCUCCUCCUGGGUUAGAACAGUGUUACUGGGUGUGCUUGACCAGGAAGUGGGCGAAAGAACUUUCCAGGCCAACAUGGAACGUCGGGUGGCCAUGUUACUUGGGGAGGCAAAGGAACCAGUCAAACGUGUUAAGAGAGCCACCACCAUGGGCAAUGGCAGCGUACAGGUUGUAAGUACGAACCGGCUCGUGGGUGACGACCACCCGUUGGAGCUGCUGUAUUUUGUGGAGGAUCUCAGUGGUCAGAGAGUUCCUGCUGUCCAAACGGCCAGCCUGCUCAACAACCUGGAUGUUCAGCGGGCUGCCAUCAUCUUGGGAUAUCGUGUCCGGGGCAUUUUAGCUGAGCCUGUAGAGAAAGUGACAACUUUACCCUCAAACACCGAGAACACCAACGUGUGGAUCGUCAUCGGCGUGGUGAUCCCGCUCCUUGUCGUCGUCAUCAUCAUUUCAAUCCUGUACUGGAAACUGUGUCGGACGGACAAGCUGGAAUUCCAGCCAGACGCCAUGACCUCCAUGCAGCAGCAGAGACAGAAGUUGCAAGCUCCCACUGUGAAAGGCUUUGACUUUGCCAAACUGCACCUUGGCCAGCAGAGUAAGGAUGAAAUCAUGGUGAUCCAGGAGACGGUUCCGCCAGGGCCCGGGUCCCUCCCCAUGUCCAUUAAAGAUGGCUUCAGCCCAUCUGAGAAUGGCGAGAUCCCCACACCCUUAACCAAAACCUCAGCCUCUCCCACCAAGGCAUCCCGGGGCGACCGCAGGCGAGAAAGGAUCUCGCCAUCAGACGUUGACUCGGUGGUAAGUGACCGUUCGAGUGAGCAGGAAUCAACUGAGGAGAACCUGAGAGCGCACGCCACGCCCAGCGACAACAGGCAGACCCGCAAGGUCCCCAUCAAUGUUUUAAAUGGCAAGAAUAGAAUUGGUCCUCCGCCGAUGAACAGCGCACACGAACAGCUGUCGUCAGCCACCAUCUUUGACCACGUUGACCGCAUGACUCGUGCCACGGACGCAAGCAGGAGACUCCCCACCAAAGUCCAGCUUAUCGCCAUGCAGCCCAUUCCAGUCCCACCACUGCACAGCCCGCCUGUCAACAGCAAACUGUCCGACGCCAACCAAAUUAACAAAGAGAUCCAAGUGGCUUUAAGGCACAAGUCAGAAAUUGAGCAUCAUCGUAACAAAAUCCGUCUGCGGGCGAAGAGGAAGGGCCACUAUGACUUUCCUGCUAUGGAUGACGGUGGCCCCGGAGAUGUUAAGGACCAGGAUAGAAUCUAUCAGAAAGCACAGAUGCAGAUAGAUAAGAUCCUGGAUCCAGACGCACAGAUGCCCCCCGUCUUUAUAGAAUCCAAGAAAAGUGGUCGAGGGAGGCGCUCACCCAAACAGAGGAUGAAGGAGCAGCUGAAUGGAGGCGUAAUGGAUGCAGACAAGGACCACCUUAUCACUGACGACAGCGAUGCUGCUUACAGGAAGUGUCCUGGGGUCAACAAUGUGGCUUACGUAUCGGACCCCGACCAAGGACCAGGAUCCCCUCACAGGAGCCCAUCCCCCACUGAUGAUGUCUUCCUCGGUCCGACUUCCUCUCCUCCAGGUCAUGCCCCUCCCCCACCGCCCUACAUGCCUCCACAGCCCUCUAUUGAGGAGGCACGGCAGCAGAUGCACUCCCUGCUGGAUGACGCCUUCGCCCUUGUAUCGCCCACCUCUCAGAGCAGCACAGCAGGAAUCACACUCCCGGGAGUCAACAGCAACCCCCCUAGCUCUAGCCCUCCAGGCCGAGGCCCCAGACCCUGGGGCCCCUCCUACCAACCUCUUGGCCCUUUCCCUAGUAGGUUCACUGAGCUGGUGAUGUCUCCUCCUUCAGUCCAAGGCCUGACACCAAGGCAGGGUCUUGGCUCCAGCUACCUGCCACCAGGCGAAGCAGCAGGCCUCGGCGAUCCGUUCCAGCCGGACAGCCUGUACUCCAGCAGGAGCCUUUACGCCGAUGAGCUGCAGUCAUCGGCAAGACCGAGACCAGUCGGGGGAACUGCAGGUGCCCAGUUCCAUCAUCUUACACAGGUGGGAUUGUCCAGUCGGAUGAAUGGUUACCCAGUGGGGGGCCGGCCUGCUCCAGGCCAGAAUGGAGGCAUUGGCUGGAGCCACUACCAUGAUGACAACUUCUCUAGAGCAGAGGCUGAAAAAGAGGCAUUCCGGGACUGUCCUGACUACUCAUCCUCCCAUAUCUUCCAGAUGCCUAGAAGUGGUAUCAGGGAGCCUACAGCACCCCCUGCCCACCUAGAUCCCCCAGUGGGGGGAUACAUGUCAGCCCCACCGCCUCUGGAAAUAUCUCCUCCUACUCCCUCUUCUGCCUCCCUGAUCAAGGCCAUCAGGGAGGAACUGUUGCGUCUCUCCCAGAAACAGGCAGCUAUGCCCAGCUAUCACAGCUGA
This is a messenger RNA of Solea solea (common sole), 5517 nucleotides long. RefSeq names its product UPF0606 protein KIAA1549. Lineage: Eukaryota; Metazoa; Chordata; Actinopteri; Pleuronectiformes; Soleidae. The record is from RefSeq and is a predicted model, not a curated record. The coding region runs from base 325 to 5517 and encodes 1730 amino acids. The transcript has 22 exons.